AUGGCCAAGACCCUUAGUGACCAUCUCCUGAACUCCCUGGAGCAGCUGCUACUCUAUGACUUUGAGAAGUUCAAGUUCAUGUUGCAAAACACCAACUUGGAGAAAGAGUAUUCUCUUAUCCCCCGAGGUGUGCUCCAGAUGGCCGGGCCAGUGAAGUUGGCCACUCUGAUGGUCAACUACUAUGGGGAGGAGGAUGCCAUUCGGCUGACCCUGCAGGUACUUCGGGCUAUCAACCAGCGUUUUCUGGCAGAGAAACUCCAGAAGACCACCGGCCAGGGUAAGGCCGAGGCUGGGAAGGGGCCUCAGAAGAAGAGCCAGGACAGGUGCCUGGACAAGCAGGGCAAGCCAGGGGCCAGGAGCAUGACUCCCCCUUCCAGGAGAGGCCCGGCCCUGUCUUCAGCCAGGCUGCCUGGCGAGAAGGGUUGCAUCCGCAGCCCCAGCCUGCGCAGGAACGCUAACUCUACCAGCAGGCUGCAGGAACUCUGCAGCCACUCAUUCUCCGGGUCCCUGAGGAGGCCCGUGUAUGAGAAAGCUGAAGCCAAGAAGCGACCCAAAAGCCUGGAAUUUGCCAUUCCUUCCGGAGAGAGAGGACCUGUCAACCCAGAAACUCUCCGCUCUCUAACGAACAUAAGAAUUGUGACUCCAGGCAUAGUGGCCGUUCUAGGGGCUGAGGAGGCUCCUGGGGUGCCAGAGAAAGGUUCCAGGGGUCUAGAAGAUUCCAUGCGCCAAGAGCAGGAUACAUUAAGGAGCGCCCUCACCAGUGUGUCCUUGACUGGAGGGGAGCAUGAAGCCUCCACCGCACCCUUGGAGGAAAAUGGAAUUGGGAGUUCAGAGGCCCCUGGGAUGUUCUGUGAACCUUCAAAUCCACAAUCGGCUCCAUCUUUGGGGAAGAAAGGGCUCCAGAAUCCCGGACACGCCUCGUCUUUAGACACGGUGGUGUGUAAAGGGAAACCGCAGGAAGGAGACCCAGUCGGUGGUUCCUGUGUGCAUGGUUCUAGCAGCUGCUCUGGGGAGCAUGGGGCCUCAGGCAACCACUCUCUCAGCUGCCCCCGCGGUCAGGCCCCGCUCCCCAAACAGCAGCAGUUGCUUCGAAGUGUCAGCUCGGAGCCCCCACCCCAGUGUGAGCGGCACAAGCAGCAGCCCUGCCUGCUCUUCUGCGAGGAGCACAGCCAGCCUGUCUGUCUCAUCUGCAACCUGAGUCAGGAGCACCGAGGUCACCAGGUGCGCCCCAUUGAGGAGGCUGCUCUGGAAUACCAGGAACAAAUUCACUGGCAGCUGGAGCAUCUGAAGGAAUUGAGAAAGUCUGGGCAAGAGCAGAAAUGCCAGGGGGAUAAGGAGACAGCCAACUUCUUGAAACAGAUGGAGGACCAGAAGCAGAAGGUCCGGUGCCAGAUGCAGCAGCUGUGCCACUUCCUGGAGAAGCAGGAGCAGCUGUUUGUGGCCCGGCUGGAGGAGCUGGGGCAGACCAUUGGCCAGGCCGGGGAGAACUAUGACAGCCGGGUGUCCCGCGACAUCGCACUUCUGGACGAGCUCAUCGGCGAGCUGGAGGCCAAGCAGUGCCAGCCGGCAUGGGGUCUUAUGCAGGACAUUGGAAUCACCCUGCAGAGGGCCAAGACGGCGACUGUCCCGGAGCCAUGGGCCACCCCUUCAGAAGUGAAAGAGAAACUCCACCUCUUCUACCAUAAGUCUGAGUUUGUGGAGAAGAGCAUGAAGCGCUUCUCAGAAAACCUGCGUUCAGAAAUGGAAACGUUCCUUGUUGAGCACAGUGACCAGCUCCAGGACUAAUAGCUACUCGGGCACAUGAAGGUAAGUGCCCAGGUCCUGGCACGUGGCCUUAGACUCCUGGGUCCUUAUGUCCUCCCCUAUUGGGUUCCAGAAGAGCGGUCACAUUCAUGUGUCCUGGAAGUGGGGAGAACCCUUGGGGAUGCUUCCCAUGGACCACGAGCUGGGUAUCUUGACUCUGCAGUUGAUGUGAUUCCGGAGGAUACAGAAACGUCCCAUCCUAACCGCAUCUUCUCUGAUGAGCUGAAGAGCAUGAGACUUGAGAAAACGAUGAUCAUUUGCCUGAGGGCCCAGGAAGGUUCUGUAGCUGCCUUCUGGCCCUGGGCUCUCUGACCUUCUUCUCUGCCGUCAGUACUGGGAAGUGGACGUGGGAGACGAGACAUGCUGGAUCCUGGGAGUAUGCCAAGUGUCUAUGAGCUAGAAGGGGAUUGUGGCUCUGUCACCUGAGAAUGGCUACUGGGUGUUGAUGAUGAUAAUGCAAAAAAGUAUCAGGUCUCCACCUUACCCCUACCCGCCGGUGGAUGAUGGAGCCAUCACAGUGGGUGCGUAUCUCUCUGGACUAUGAGGCUGGAGACAUUUCUUUUCACAAUGUGACAGCGAAAUCCUACCUCUACACGUUCACACUUCUCACCCUCGGCACCCCUUCAACCUGCCUUCAGCCCAGGUUCCAAUGACUGAGGGAAGAACAUGGAGCCUUGACCACCUGUCCAGUGUGUGUUCAGGGACAAAACGAAAUGCCAAACACGUUGCAGCUCUCUUCCUGCACCCAGCCCUGCAUCUCACACUCAUAUUCGCAGCCAUCACUAGUGGACAUCUUCUGGGUGCUAAGUGCUGCAGGUAUAAUAAAUAUGAAAACAGUCCCCGUGCCCACAGGAUAGUAGCGGAGGUAACCUAGAUGCACAAACAUUGGUAAACCAUAAGCACUAAUGACGUAUAGCAGAUUUCACAGGAGGAAGUGCGUGGUUGUUGCUUAAUGAACACUUGUAUGACUUAGCACCUUCUGCUGCUCCUAAAGCUCACCGUCUCCCUCUGAAUGUGUCACCUUAUUGUAAACUUGCCUGUCAAGAGGAAGAGGAAGCUGGGAGGACACUGAAGCAGACUGGGUUGUUUACAAAAGUAUUUUAUACCUGGAUUAAUCAGCUCAGGCUCGUAUGAGCACUGACCUGGCCUUUUCAAUAAAUCCACUAGGAAAUUUGGCCAUAAUUACAUUAACUGUCAUUUAGAUGACAGCUGUGGGAUCCCAUUUCCCUACUACUGAAUAUCUGAGAUGGGGGCUGCUAUGAUUGACAAAACAUUGACUCAUAUUCCCAGUGUUGAUUAUUCUGCUCAGGUCUGUAUCAAAGGAACUCUGGUGAUGGGGUGGGGUUAAGCAUUAGGCUAUUAAAUGAAAAAUUGGCCAUUCAA
Molecule: messenger RNA, 3186 nt
Organism: Echinops telfairi (small Madagascar hedgehog)
Lineage: Eukaryota; Metazoa; Chordata; Mammalia; Afrosoricida; Tenrecidae
Gene: MEFV
Product: MEFV innate immuity regulator, pyrin
Exons: 9
Coding region: 1-1785 (594 amino acids)
Molecular function (GO): zinc ion binding
Source: RefSeq, a predicted model, not a curated record